AUGUCGAGUGUAUGUGGGAUGAAUACAAUCCGCUAUAAGGGUAAGAAGAAAUAUGCUGUGAAGCUGCGCACUAUUGAUAGCAGUAUAUUCGAGGAUAAGUUUCUGAAUGAAACUGAAAUGGAAAACCAGCUGGAUGACCACGUGAAUAUUGUUCGAUACAAGAAACAUCACAUCGAUUCUACUGUACAAGAACGUACAUUAGUCUUUGUGACUCAGCUAUGCAACAAUGAGAAAUUGGAAAAUCUGUUGCCGACAUUUUCUUUUAAGCAAAAGAAAAUACUGCUUAUACAACUUUGUCAUGGGCUGAAGUACAUCCAUGAUAAUCAAAUUGCUCAUAGAAAUCUUACACCAGGCAAUGUGCUACUUUCGUUAGAUGGUAAGAACAUCAAAAUUAUGGAUUUUGGAAUCAGCAAGAAGUUUGCAUUGGAUGAAAAGAAAAUCAUUACCAGAUCAACUGGGUUUAAUGGAACCCUCGGUUGGGUUGCAUCAGAAAUGUGUUCAGACAACCGAUCCAAAGGAUUCGAAGCAUGGGUCAAGGCUGAUAUAUAUUCAUUAGGUCUUCUUAUUUAUUAUAUUUUCACUGAUGGAAAACACCCUUAUGAAGGAGAUGCUAAUGACAAGCAUCAAGGGAUCAAGAACAAGAAACCACCAGAUUUCUCAUUCAUUGAAAAUAGCGAAAAAUUUCAUGAUAGGUAUUUAUUAAUCGACAUCCUGAAGGCCAUGCUCAGUCAUGAACCAGACGCUCGUCCUGGAAUUACACAAAUACUUCAGCAUUGCAUUACAUGGGAUGCAGUAAAGAAGAUGAGUUUUAUUAAGGAUUGCCAUCUCUAUCUUGAACAACCUCGUGAUGAAGACAGGCAAAAGCCAAAGAGAAAAGCAAAAAGACAACUUGAACACAAUGGAACAGUGAAACAGAGAAUGGCAUACAUUGGCAAAGAAAGCAUUGAUAAUUACAGCAGUGAUGACAGUGAAGAGUUUGUUCAGUUCGGCAGAAGUGGAGGCGCACCCAAGGACAAUGACGGACCUGAGCUGACAGAAGAAGAAGAAAAAGCAUUGGAGAGAAUUCAUGAAAUCACUGGUGGAGACUGGGUUGAAUUGAUAAAGAAAAUGCUAGAAGAUCCCAACAGUGGAAAUAAUAAAAGACCGUAUGAGAACAGCUUUACUGAUCUGGUUCGUUAUAUACGAAACACUCAUGAAUAUUUCAAAGACAAUACAAGAAAAAUGAAAUCUAAACUUGGCUCAAGAAAUGAAGGCAUGUGGAACUUUAUUGCUUCAAACGUUCCAAAGUUCUUCAUUUACCUAUUCAAUCUCAUGAAAAAUGAGUUAGAAGAAGAUGAUAAAAAAAGGUAUUUGCAAGAAAAAGCAAAGAAUUGUGAAUUGCCACAAGAAUAA
Styela clava is the source of this 1392-nucleotide messenger RNA. The record is from RefSeq and is a predicted model, not a curated record. NCBI's taxonomy places the organism in Eukaryota, Metazoa, Chordata, Ascidiacea, Stolidobranchia, Styelidae.